GCGCUGAGCUUCUCGGCGGCCCCGGCCGCUCUCAGCUCCGCGCUCGAUGUGUAGCCACAUAGUUAUCUGUACACUUCGUCGCCGGGGCUUUAAUGAGGACCUGAGUCGCGAGCGCGUGUGAAUCACCGCCUGGGCUGGGGAAAGAGGACGGCGCAUUUAACCCCCUCCCACCCCGCUCCAUGUCCGUGUGUCACUCGUUUCUGUCCACCUGGCGCGGCGGGUCCUGGAGCUGCUAUUGCUGCUGACGAUCGACUCCCCUCGCGCCUCUCGCCCCAGAAGCUCUUGUGCUCCCACCUCCAGCACUUCUGCUCUUGUUUUUGUUUUGUUUUCUGCGUAAACCUCUGGCCCACUCUCAAAAGGCAAGAUGUCCAGUCAUGUCCCGGCGGAUAUGAUUAAUUUGCGCCUCAUCUUGGUGAGUGGAAAGACAAAAGAGUUCCUCUUCUCCCCAAACGACUCUGCCUCUGACAUCGCAAAGCACGUGUAUGACAACUGGCCCAUGGACUGGGAAGAAGAGCAGGUCAGCAGCCCAAACAUUCUGCGACUCAUUUAUCAAGGCAGAUUUCUACACGGAAAUGUCACUCUAGGAGCAUUAAAACUUCCUUUCGGCAAAACAACAGUGAUGCAUUUGGUGGCCAGAGAGACCCUGCCAGAGCCCAACUCACAAGGUCAGAGAAAUCGGGAGAAAACUGGUGAGAGCAACUGCUGUGUGAUCCUGUAAUGUCGCUGGCACAGGUGUGGCAGGCUGUUGACACUUUGGGAACAGAGGAGACUCAGCAGCUUCCAACACCUGUAGGACAGUCGCCUGCACAUCCGUGGGACUGAAUCACUCAUGAACUCUGUCAUCUCUUCUCACAAAGUAAAAAGAACCAAGAACACUUUCAGUCUGGUCCUUUAUUCCUUGUAUCUCGUGUGUGUGUUGAGCAGUCUGAAAUGCACAGUGGUCUCCAGGGGAAGUAGCAAGUCUCUCUCUGCAGACAUCGCCUUGCUGCCACAAAGACUCCUCCACAGAAGUCUGAAGGCGAGUGCUGCAAGUACAAUUUGCACUAAAAAUAAUUAUCAUUUUCCUCAUCACAUAAUCUGCACGUGUCUGUGGAGCCCAGAAGUUCUUCUAUGUGUAGUCCACCCUGGAGGACACCCAUCGUCGGUGGAGUUAAUACCAGGCCAGUCGGCCAGGGGGAAUGAGAAGGAAUCUAACAUGCUGAGUGAACUCUACCAAAGUCGGCCACAGUGGCUGUCCUCGCAGGAUAUCAAACUGGGCAUGACUGUUGUCACUGCAGCAAUUGAGAAGCCAUGCUUGCUGCUCCCAGUGCUCUGUAGAGGGUGCCCCUGCUGCCUGCCCACCAAGUCCUCUCAGCAGGGGGUUCAUCCAGACAGCAUAGAGGGGCAGCAGUGUGUCCCUAGCCUUAAUGUGGAGGGGCUGGUCUCUCUGUGCGGUCUCUGUGCAGAACCAGUGGGAAGCCUGAGCGGCAGGUCCUCUUGUGUAUUUGAAUAUCAGAAGAUUGAAAGCCUGCACCACGCCACUCAUCCGAACCUUGUGUGUGCUCACACUAGAGUAGAGGCAUCCUUUUAAAGUCUCCAGAUGCUAAUUUUGUUACUUUCUGUAGUUUGCAUUCAGAAUCAGUGCUUGCAAUUGUGUUAAAAUCACAAGCUGAGUUUUAAGGCAUACAUGAUCAAUAGCAACACUUUUAUUUUUCCCAAUAAUUUAAAGAUUGAUAUGCUAUAAAUAAACAAUUUGCACAGCACUAAAGCAUGAGCUAAUUUCAUCUAAACCUGUAAAAAAAGAUUUUAUAUUUUUUUCACUGGGAAGAAAUCUUCCUGGAUGAAAUUACAAAUAUGUGUAGAUUAUAUUUAAUAAAAAAGACAUAAUAAAAUAUCUAACUGUAGAACGCAAAUAUAGAUUGGCGUGUAGCAUAUAGACCAGUAUUCCAUAUCAAUAACUUUAUCCAGCCUUUUAAAAGAUGAAGUUGCAGACUACGUUGUGUUCUGUAUUUAAUGAGGGUUCUUGGCCCUCAGCAGCAUUAAAUGUAAAUGGUCUCUGUGGUCAUCUUUGUUUAAAUGCAAUCAGGUUACUUUAGUCAUUGUUAAUGCUUUGAUGAAGAGGCUUUAUAUGCAGUAGAUCUACGAAAAUAUUGUUCAUACUGAUCAGAAUUAAAUUUGUAUAGAGCAGAGUUUUAAAAUGAAUGUAAAUAGCACUAAACCUUUUCUUUCUGCGCCUGUACUUAAUAGAUUUCUUCUGUAAACUAAAUAAAAAAAAAUUAGUGCA
Molecule: messenger RNA, 2263 nt
Organism: Grammomys surdaster
Lineage: Eukaryota; Metazoa; Chordata; Mammalia; Rodentia; Muridae
Gene: Ubl3
Product: ubiquitin like 3
Exons: 6
Coding region: 365-718 (117 amino acids)
Molecular function (GO): protein binding
Source: RefSeq, a predicted model, not a curated record